Molecule: messenger RNA, 3420 nt
Organism: Lecanosticta acicola
Lineage: Eukaryota; Fungi; Ascomycota; Dothideomycetes; Mycosphaerellales; Mycosphaerellaceae
Source: the annotation of a GenBank genome assembly
AUGGUGAUGAUGCACAUCUCCGUCCGCCAGCAGCUGUCUCUCCUAUUGAUCCUCACCGCCUGCGUCGGCUUGGGCAUUCUGGCGAUUGCUACUUGGGUCGUCAACCACGACUUCGUCCUCAAUGUCGCCAGCAAUCGACUCGCCACCUCGGCCUCCCUCAAGGCUGCCCAGCUCGCAUUCAACCUCGAGCUCAUGCAGACGGCCGCCUUCUUCGUCGCCACCAGAGCCAUCAUCCAGAAUGCCCUCACCGAAUAUAACAAUGGCACCGCCGACGCCUCCACCUUCCAAGCCGCCCAACGCGACUUGGCAGUCACCCUCGGCAACUCCGCCAACGCCAUUAUCCUCCAAGCCGAGAUCUUCUCCAGAAACAUCUCCGGUCCAGCGGGUACGAGCAGUCUGCUGAACGUGACGGGAAGCUUCAGCGACGAUAUCCAGCUCCCCUGGCUUGCCUCGGAUGGUAGUCGUGUCCAUCUCGGCGAUGCAGAUGGAGGUUAUCCCCCCGCCCUCUAUCCCAAUCUUACCAUCACCAAUAUCCCCAAUGAAAACGCCUCUCUCCGCUACGAGGCCUCCUACAACGGCUUCACUCUCAAUUCCGAACGAGCUCUUGUGCUUGGUCCCAUGGUCGUCAGCAGCAACUUCUCCCUCGUCUCCUUGACCAUCCCCAUUACCAAUGACCUCGACACCACCGAUAUCCUGGGCUGGGUCACCGUGGUCUGCGAUGCGCGCCUCCUCCAGAUCGUCAUCCAAGACCAAACCGGUAUCGGCGACACGGGCCAGACCUUGCUCGUCGGGCCCGUCAACAGCACCAACCAAUAUCCUCCCGGUGUACUCGGCACCGAUCUCGCCGCCGACACCGACGUGCGCUUUGCUUUUCCAAUCCACCAGUCGGCCAGCUCGCGUCAUCCGCACCAUGUAUAUGGAUCGCCAAAUCAACCUUUCCUCGCAAGCAAAUAUCCUGCGGUGGAAGAGGCCAUGGAGUUGGACGCCCGCGCACCCCAGGAUUACGGCAGUCUCGUGCGGACCCACAACGAAGAGAAUAAAGCCGUCUCUGUCGGAUACUCUUUCGUGCCAACGAACUUGGUUGACUGGGUUGUAGUCGUGGAACAGGCGCGAAGCGAGGUCUGGGAACCGAUCAAUCGUCUCCGCGACAUCAUCCUGGCUUGCCUCUUCUCCGUCAUGGGCCUCUUCUUGAUCAUCUCCUUUCCGAUUGCACACAUGGCUGUCCUCCCCAUUAUGAGGUUGAAGAGGGCGACAGAAGAGUCUACGGAUCCGUAUCACCGGAGGACGAGCAGCAGCGAAACGUCCUGUGGUCGCCUCGCGGAUGAGAAAGAAGCAACCUCGCUUGCUUCGGGUAGAGCCGGCCUCUCAGAUACUAUCGCGCAAUGGCGACAACGCAAGUGGAAAUGGCAUGUGGCAGAUCACGUCGAGGAGCCCACCGAGGACGAGAAGCGGUUCCGAAUCCCUGGCAAAGUCAAAGAGCGGAAGCAUUGGGUGCGAGAUGAAGUGACAGACCUAAUCACCACAUUCAACGCCAUGUCAGACGAGCUUCUUGUGCAAUACACCGGCUUGGAGGAAAAGGUCAGGCAGAGAACCAUGGAGCUGGAGCAGAGCAAGAAGGCUGCGGAGGCCGCGAAUGAGAGUAAGACUCUAUUCGUGGCGAAUGUGAGCCACGAGCUCAAGACUCCAUUGAACGGCAUUUUGGGCAUGUGCGCGGUGUGCCUUGAGGAAGACGAUCCGAAGAAGCUCAAAAGGUCACUCACCAUUAUUUACAAGAGCGGCGAUCUCUUACUCCGGACUCUACAGGAUCUGCUUACAUUCAGUCAAAAUCAAAUGGGCCACCAAGUCAUCACACUGGAAGAGAAGGAGUUCGUCCUUGGUGAUCUCGAGACCCAAGUCCUUGCGAUAUUCGGGCAGACCGCGAUCGAUCGACAGAUCGACCUCAAGGUACGCUUUGAAGAUCCAUCUGGAGAUACUCUCGGCAUGUAUAGCAGGCUUCGAGACAUCACACUCUGGGGCGACAUCCACCGCAUUCUACAAGUCUUGAUCAACUUGACUUCAAAUAGCCUCAAAUUCACCCCACCGAACGGGUCUGUGACAGUUGUCAUGCGCUGUCUCUCCGAAAUGCCGCAGAGACAUAGCUCGCUUGGACUCGCCAGGUCGACAUCAAAGGUACAGACGAACCGCAACUCAGUCAAGGCGGGCUCUAUCAACAGCGGCACUGCGAAUUUCAUCAACCCACACGAAGGCACCGGGGUCCACGAGAAGUGCAUAGCGCCACCCGGACGCGACCUCUUGCUCGAAAUCGACGUUCACGAUACCGGACCGGGAAUUCCGGACGACAUGCAGGGCCGUAUCUUCGAGCCCUUCGUGCAAGCAGACGCGGGCUUAAGCCGAAAGCACAGCGGCACGGGGCUGGGUCUGAGUAUCUGCUCACAACUGGCUAGCUUGAUGAAGGGAAGCAUUGGCCUGAAGAGCAAGCUGGGGGAUGGAAGCACUUUCACGUUGAAGCUCCCACUGCGGCAUGUAGCAGCUGCAAGAUCUUGCUCGGCUAGCUCGUCGCAGGACUGCGUAACGCCGAGCUCCCGAAGGACGUCUCUCGCAGUGAUCGAAGACGAGCAUUUGCCAAUCUCCAAUGGAAAGCCUGGCGCGCCCUUGGCAGUGGUGACAGGCCUGCAGAAGGCGGAUUCCACGGACUCCACCGGAACAUGCCCAACUGCGAUACCAAAGCUGACAGACACGCCCCUGAGACAAGCUGUCAAAAAUGCAAGCAAAGAAGCCAGGACGAAGAAGCACGCGCAGCAAGAUUUCAGUCACAUACGCGUCCUCGUUGCGGAGGACAACAAGGUCAAUCAAGAGGUCAUCAUGCGUAUGUUGAAGCUGGAAAAGAUUCACGACGUCACGAUCGCCGAAGACGGACAGAUUGCAUUCGACCUGGUGAAGACGAAGUCAGCGCCCGAGCGGUUGGAGACCGCUGCAGCAACAGAAGGAACCGAUGACGCGCCUACGCCGCCACCGCCCUUCGACCUCAUCCUGAUGGACAUUCAAAUGCCGAACAUGGAUGGUCUGACGAGCACGAGGCUGAUCAGGAAGUUCGGAUACAAGCAGCCAAUUGUCGCGCUGACAGCUUUUGCUGAACAGAGCAACAUUGACGAGUGCUAUGGAAGCGGCAUGGACUACUUCCUGGCCAAGCCAGUGAGACGACCGCAGCUGAAGAAGGUUUUGACGGACUACUGUCCACCGUCGCCUUCGUCAUCGUCGCCAAGCAAAACAGACAGCGCCAUGAACGGAGAAGUGCAAGCGUCAGAGAGCGCUCAUGGGGCUGAAGAGAAGAACGAGGACGGUCCGCCGAAUGGAACAGCAAAUCACAGCUCCGAUACAACGUCUUCCACACCGCCGUCAAAUCUGGAUGGCUCAUCAUAA